CCCACCUCGUUCGUAUCCGAGCUCGAUCGGCCCCGCUCGCUCGAUCGGUAGAUGUAUGUAAAAUCGGCGGAGUGGUGCAUCGUAGGGUAGGGAAGAGAGGUAGACGAGAGAAGGAAGAAACCGCGUAUCGAUCGGAACGCGUAUGGGAAGCGCGUUCAUUCGCGUCCAUUCGCGAAUAUAAUGCUACACGUUUCUCACGAGAAUGAGGGUGGCACGGCUAUUACUGUGCUACGUACUUCUCGAAGACUACAGUACCAAUCUCGGCGGGGCUACAAUUACCAGCGACGCCGCGCGCCAGGACGCCUCUGCGACGAAUCCUACGUUAUCAGAUCUGCCGAGUUUCGCGGAGCCGAUCGGUAAUGUGACCGCGGCUAUUGGGAAAGAGGCCGUUCUGCCGUGUACUAUUCGGAAGCUAGGAAAUCACAAGGUGGGAUGGAUUCGGGUGGAGGAUAAAACGAUACUGUCGUUGGGUCAGCGAACGGUGACUCACUCGCCCCGAUUCUUGGUCACGUUGGAGAGCGCAAAGUCGAAGAAUCAAAGCGAGUGGAGGGACGAGGAGGAGGCCACCUCGCGGCUUCACAUCCGCCAACUUCGGGAAGCUGAUCGGGGAUGCUACAUGUGCCAGCUGAACACGAAGCCUAUGUUGAGCCAGCUGGGAUGCGUGGAUGUCCUAGUUCCGCCGGAUAUACUUAGCUCCGGCACAUCGGAAGGCGAAGUAUCCGUUCUGGAGGGUGAAAACGCUACCCUCUCGUGUAAAGCUACCGGGAGACCGGCACCUCGUGUGCUCUGGAGACGCGAGAAAAGUGGUUUCAUACUUAUGAGGGGUCUUCACGAUCCGCUGAUACCAGUGGACAACCAGUCCGGUGAGAAGCUGGAAUUAACAAGAGUGGACAGGAAGCAAAUGGGAGCUUAUCUUUGCAUAGCGAAAAACGAAGUGCCCCCAGCAGUCAGCAAAAGAGUCUAUCUAAGGGUAAACUUUCCACCUAGCGCAAAGGUUCCCAAUCAAAUAUUAAGCUCACCUCUGGACACGAACGUAUCGUUGGUCUGUUUGAUCGAAGCUUAUCCAAAGACGAUUAACUUGUGGACCAGGAAGGAACAAGUUAUUAUGAGUGGUGGUAGAUACGAAAUCGACGAACGGGGACAUCCGGACGAAGAAUGGAAGACAACGAGCGAGCUGAAGAUAAGCCGUUUAGAGAAAACGGAUUUGGGAGAGUACACGUGUUCAGCGUCCUCAAGUAUGGGAAAAGCCGAGGCUACCCUUAGAGUUUACGAAAUCGAACGAGCAACCAUACGAACUACUUCGGCCAGUUGGAAGUUGAGCAAGGGAAAAUCAAAGUUUGCUCAAAUUACUAAAAAUCGAAUUUUUCAUCAGAUGAGUACACCAGCGAUGCAAAAAAGUACCGUAAAAAUCGUUUACAGCAAACACAUGAUCACUUCGACGACGGUAAAUCCACGCGCGCCUUUCGUCAAAGACGAGAACUUAUUCAAGAAUCGCGACAUCUCGAACGAGAGAAAUUGUGCCAAUGCGAAGAACGAUAGCGGUAUGCGAGUUUAUGUCGUCUGCUUCCUCUUCUUCUUUACCAUUCGAUAAAUAUCAACCAAUCAGAUUGAUAGACGAGAGAAGAACUCUGUCGAUACGUUAGAACGAAAUACAAAUACUACGGGUGUUCGUUCGCGUUUCACGCGUAUUGAAGUGAACGAGAGAUCGAACGAUUGCGAAUCGUCGAGAAGGAACCGCGAUUUUCAAAGUUCGUAUUUCGUUUCAUUUCCAGCGACGAUACAGCGAACAAAUCUAUCCCCUUCCUCUCCUCCGCCCUCUAUCUUUCUCUCCUCUCCUCUCCUCUCCUCUCUCUCUCUCUCUCUCUCUCUCUCUGAUGUAUAUUUUUCGCCAAGAUAAUAGUUCGUGGCGAAUAAUGUUGCGAAUUUGAAAAGAUAAAUGCUUACGAAUGUAUUUUUUAUGACCCUUUUAUCCGUUUUGGAAUACGGGGAAAAGAAUAAAGUCGUGAGCGAAGUGUGUUCUUUAGUUCGACUAUAAUAAAAUGUGACAUUGUCGAGUAUUUUUUUAACAAUGAACAAAGUGAAAGAAAUACAAGAUUUCUCGUUGAAAUUAUUAUUUACGAUCUGUGGAAUUAUUAGAAGUUACGAUGUAAUUUUUAUAACUUUAGCAUCGAAAGCCUUACACAUGCAGGGUGUCUAUCUCAAGUGGGCCACCAGUGUCAUUCACGAGAUCAUCGUUCGACAAAUACGAGGAAAAACUUAUACUUUCGAUUGAUUACUCCACACUUCGGAAUUAUUUCAACAAUGGCAGUGGCGAUCCAAUUAAAAUGAACAUCCUUUAUAAUAUCUCUUUACGUCGUAAUAUAUAUAAUUAUUAUCAACGAUUAAUUAUAUUUUCAAGUUCUGCAAGAAUCGCGCUUUAUCGCGAAUUGAUGCUGUUUAAUCAACUAUUCGAUUAUACUCGAACACAGACAAAUAAUUAGCAUACUAAUUUGUACGUAAGGGAUAAUGAGAUAAUAUCUUUAUUUAUCGGUACGAUAACAGAGUGAAUUGAGAUUGUAAGUGGCAUCUUAACGAAUGUUAAACACGUCAUAUCUAAGAUUCAUAUCCGUAGGGCGCAUAAUACGGUAUUAUAUAUAUUUUAGAAAGAUAUUAGACUUUACUUUUAUUAUUUUAUGUAUUUUUUUAAUUAUCCGUAGGCACAAAUAACGUACCUCAUAUGCCAACGAUUAAACGAGACCACAAUCAUAAGUAUAAUCAAUCGGGUUCAUUGCGAGGAAUUUAAAUUAAAUUUUAUCACGCGAUCAUCGAAUUCAUGUUUAAACCAUUUUUUAUAUAUGUAUCUCGUAAUCGAUUGAUUAUCGUUAUUCAUCGUUAUUUAGUACCUUUUUAUUUUUUCCUACUUUUUCCAUUUCUUUUUUUUUUUAAUUCCCAUUUACAUCACAUAUAUAUAUUAUAUAAUACGUAUUUAGCAUACAAAUUAUUUAUGAUAAUAUUACGAAGAAAAUAAUUUUCCUUCGAGAAAUGGACAAUAAGCGUUCCUAAUAGGUUGUGCUUUCUAUCAUUUUUCAAUGUUCCUCGCAAAACCGCAAUUCAUACAUUACUCUGUAAUUAUGAUCUAUGUGCGAAAUAGUGCGAUUAGAAAGUCUCGAUGUUUUUUAACGGAUAACAUUUUUAAUCCGAGAACGUUGAAACUUUCUUCUUGUACAGUUAUUAUCAUGAAUGUCUUCUAUUACAGAGUACAAACUUUAGUCUCAAUGCGUGGCUUAUUAUUAUUAAUAAUAUAAUAGUAUUUAUCCGCGAAAUAAACAAGAAAAUACACAUGUUAAAUACAUUUAUUUAACAAAUAUUGUAUAUCGUAAAACACUGCUCAAUAUAACGACUUUACAAUAACUAUAAUAAAAAAAUGUUGUUGUUUAUAGAAAAAAAAAUAUUAUAAAAAUACGAUGAAAAAUGUGCUCAAAUUGGAUAAUUAUAUAGCUUUGGAGAAACCAACAUGUUGACAAAUAAAACAUACCAUGCAACUAGUA
This is a messenger RNA of Apis laboriosa (Himalayan honeybee), 3527 nucleotides long. Its product is annotated as lachesin-like. The record is from RefSeq and is a predicted model, not a curated record. The coding region runs from base 203 to 1591 and encodes 462 amino acids. NCBI's taxonomy places the organism in Eukaryota, Metazoa, Arthropoda, Insecta, Hymenoptera, Apidae. Gene Ontology annotation, cellular component: neuron projection. The transcript has 9 exons.